Molecule: messenger RNA, 714 nt
Organism: Leishmania mexicana MHOM/GT/2001/U1103
Lineage: Eukaryota; Euglenozoa; Kinetoplastea; Trypanosomatida; Trypanosomatidae
Exons: 1
Coding region: 1-714 (237 amino acids)
Source: RefSeq, a predicted model, not a curated record
AUGGGCAUGCUAGAUCGCCGCGCAAAGGAUAAGCGCUCUUGUGGGGGGCGCACCGUCAAUGCUCUCUGCACCGUCUUCAGCCUGCGCAUCGCCCUAGGCAUCAUCUACUUCAUUCUUGUCGUACUGCUGUGCAUAAUGCAGGACAUACCGCUUUUCUCCACCCCAACCAUUCGUAUCAUGAACAUAGAGGCGAGUCACAUCGUCGGAGCCAAGACGUUCAUCGCUGACACAUGGUUCAAAGUGGACCAGUCCAUCUACGGUGCCAACGUCACGGGGCACAUCGACGUAAAACUGUGGGUAACGAAGAUGAACAUGGAUGUGGAGAUUCCAUACGGGUUCCUGCCACAGAACAUCUCGCAAGUUUAUCACGUGCAGGAUGUGCCUUGCGCCGAGUUUCGGAACUUCUUCAGGUGCAUGCAAAUUUUCAGCCUGCUCUCCAUCUUCACUGGCUUCAUUGUGUGGGUCUUUACAGUCUCCAACUUCUUUACCCGCAUGUUCCUGCCGCUUCUAUGGCUGUUCCUGUGGGUAACGAUCGCAUUCACGGCAACGACGGUGGCCAUGAUGUUCCGCGUCCUCUGCGAUGGCGCGUGCUACGGUGAGGUUGACGAAAUUCCGCCAUUCACAAGUCUGGCCAUGCCGAUGGACGGCUUUGCGCUUGCUUUCAUUUGCCUCCAGACGUACCUCGUCACCUCCCUCAUGACGGUCUUCCUUUAA